UAUUUUUCCUUUGAUAAAAUUCCACCUGUGCAGCACCACAUUCAUCAACAACGGAUCAAAGAAGAUGCAGAUGUGAUGUCAAAAAGUAGGAUGUCAAGCAGCACAUGGCCCAAGCUUCUUCUUUUCGGCGAUUCAUUGACUCAGAUACAAUCAAGGACCAGAUAAAAAAAAUCCUGAACCUCAAGGCCUGUAUUUCCUGUACACUGUCUUGACUGUGUGGGUAUCCCUUUAUAGAGAUUUCUAAGAAAUGAGUAGAAAAAAAAUGUCUCACCUGAAGAAUGUAUGGCCAAAGAUGAUUCUUAUAGGAAGUUCUAGUACCCAGUAUAGUUUUUCUGCAGAUGGCUGCUGGGGUAGUUUACUUGCCAAUUUCCUACAAAGGAAAUGUGAUGUUAUUAACAGAGGAUUUUCUGGAUACAACACAAGGUGGUGCAAUAAAAUGAUUCCAUCUAUCUUAAGCGAGUUUGAUGCUAAAAACAUUUCCAUGGUUACUGUAUUUUUGGGUGCUAAUGACUCUAAUCUUCCCACCAACAAACAGCAGCAUGUUCCUUUGGAUGAAUUUAAACAGAACCUACUGGAAAUAGUUGAGAAAAUACAAUCCCAUGGUGUGCCUAGAGAAAAAGUUGUUAUUAUAGGACCACCAGCCAGUAACAUUUCAGCUUGGGAAAAAGACUGUCAAAUAAAUGAUAGGGUGUGCACUAAGAGUAAUACAGAAACAGCCAAAUACGCAAAGGCUUGUGUGGAAGCUGCCAGGGAAUCAGGAUGUUGUUCAGUAGAUAUGUACACAGAAAUGGUGAAAGAAAAAGACUGGGAAAACAUGCUAAAUGAUGGCCUUCAUCUCUCAUCAAGAGGUUCUGAAUAUUUGUUUGAACUAUUGAAACCAGUAGUUACCAAGGCAACAGCAGAAUUGCCUAUGUUAUAUCCAGAUUGGCAUCAAGUGGAUACUGAUAAUCCAGAAUUACCCUUCAAUGGAAAAUGAAACUAUCACUGAAAUGAUAUGAUAUGAUUUAAUUUUUAUAUAUAUAAAGCUUUUUAAGACAAAUAUAUUUUAUAAAGCAUAUAUGUAUAUGAUCAAAUGUGCCUUUAUUUGUUUGUUUUUUUUUUUUUUAUGCUCCACCUAGGGGCAUUAUGUUUUUCGGUCUGUGCGUCCAUUCGUUUGUCCGUUCAUCCGUCUGUCUGUCCCGCUCCAGGUUAAAGUUUUUGGUCAAGGCAGUUUUUGAUGAAGUUGAAGUCUAAUCAACUUGAAACUUAGUGCACAUGUUCCCUAUGAUAUGAUCUUUCUUUAAUCCCAAAUUAGAGUUUUUAUCCCAAUUUCACGGUCCACUGAACAUAGAAAAUGAUAGUGCCAGUGGGGCAUUCGUGUUCUAUGGACACAUUCUUGUUUUAUAUGAUAUGACUUGCAUUCCCCCAUUUGGGUUGUACUCUACUCUGAAGUCACCAGGCAGUCACUUAAUUGUACAGUUUAAAAAUGUGCUUUGACUUUUUAUAAUACCCACUGAGGAUUUAUUUUGCUUUCAUAUUACUUAGUCUGAAACUGCUCUGGCAUCUGACAGCCUUUUAUUGGGACAUAAUGGGGACCAUGCCUAAAGUUCCUCAAACAUCAAGGCAAUCUCAGACUACUUAUUACUAGUACUCAGAUUUUGUAUCAAGAGUGGCUAGAUAUUUUGGCAGGAACUUACUAAUGCAGAAUUGUAAGAAUGCCAUUGAUUUUUCAGAUCUGCUAGACAGUCACUUUCUGUUUGAAGUUACUUUGAAUUUUUAUUAUACCCACUGUACUUGGAUUUUUUUGUCUAUGUCUAGUUAUGAGUUUGGGUACAGUUUGCACACAUCUUGUUUACAAAUUAUUGACAGAGAAAGAAUGUUAGCCACUAAUUUUGUAAGAAAUAUAUUUCUAUUUUGAACAAGAUGUACUGUGAAUAACAUUGUCUCAUGUAAUUAAAACAUUUAAAACAGCUGUUAAAUUUUUGAUCAUGAUACAAAUGGUUUUUGAUUUGAUAACAGCCAAAUAUAUUAAUUGCUGCUUUAUAUAAAAUCUUUAUACUGUUGCAAUUAAGGCUAUUUACUUCGUUAAUAUUAAUAUAUUGUACAUAUAAUGAAAUUUUACCCAUUCAGAAAAUUGGUUUUCUUGUCAGUAGUAGUCUAUUUAAAUGACAUUAGAAGUGAGUGGUAAGACUUUAUUUAUUAGGAGUAAGAAUAAGUUGGGUAAUAUGUCAUCAUGCCAAUUUGGUUUUAUAGUAUAAAAGAACAAGAAUCUUGUUUAUUUAGUCAUAGCACCACUUAUAAUACCCAUUACAGGAUACUUUUGGUUAGACAUCAACAAAUCAGUUGUGGAAGAAAAUGUUUGGUCAGGUGUUUAGAAUGACUGUAAAGUGUUUAAGUUCAUUUGAUUACAACCUCAUUUUCAUGGAUCAUUGAUUAUCCUUACUUAUAUGAAAUCUGUAGUAAUACUGAUCCUAAAACUUUUAACAUAAGAUUCAUUUAUAAUCAGAAAAGCAGUCAGGACAUUUCUGCAUACAUACAGGAUCCAAGGUCAUUAGUAAAUUUAUAUUUAAGUCCAUCUUCUAUUUGGCUGAUAAAUAAACAGAAAGAGAAAUGCUAGUGCAAAUGGAUUGAAAAUGUUAUCAACCACAAACAAGGUUUUGAUUUUAUUAAUUUGUCUAGUAUUUUUCAAGACUCUACCGUUCAAAACUUUACACCUCCAUAUUUUGAUAACAUUGAGCCACCUAUAAUUUCUUAUUCGUAUAAAAAAAACCAGUAGAAGUUUAAUUUUUAAUUAUACGUCAGUUACAUCAGACGUCAGUAUAGAAAAUUAUGCUCCUUCAACAUGAGACUGUGAAACAUCAAAAGUUUAGAUAUGAUCCCUAUGGCCAUGUAAUUACAGGGGACCUCAACAUCGUUCAAGACCAAGAGGUUAUAAAAUUUCUGAAAAAAGGACCAAAAUAUCGUCCAUUGUCGAAAAUAAAUUAGGAAGAGUGUCGUCAGGUGAUUAAAGAUGCUCUUUCAUCCUAUUGUAAAAAAAAGUGUAAACGGGAGAAAUCUGACAAAAAGUCACUUGAUUCCUAUUUAAAUAUUAAAAUAUUAAAAUGUCUGAAUAUUGUUGAUAUUCGCAUAUCACAUUUCGAAAAUAAUUUAGAAAUAAAUUAAAGAGUAAGUAACACGCUCAUUUCUAGGAUUAAAAACAAAAUUCAAGUACUAUCAAAGCGUUUUGUGUUUGUACUGGCCUACAAUGCAGCCAACAAUGUGGUAGUGGUAUGACGUAAAUACUACACGGAAGUCCUUAAGAAUGAAAUUAUACAUUCAACUACAUUCAAGGCCGUACGCUCCACAGAAAGUCAUAUAGGAAAUAAUCAUGUCACUACCACAGCUCAGCUUAAGGCCUCCUCUGAACAUUUGAAGGUCCCCACUAUGUAUUGGUUACCUAAACUACACAAAAAACCCGUAAAAUAUUGUUUCAUCUUGGCCUCUAGUAAGUGUUCUACUACUAAUCUUUCAGUGCUUUUAACGAGUUCCUUAACUAAUGUCAAAGAACUUAUCAUUAAUUUUUGUAAUAAAACAUAUGAAAAGAGUGGAAUUAACCAUUUUUGGAGUGUAAAAAAUUCUUUGGAUGUUUUAGAUAAAUUACGUGCUUUUGAUGGUCUUUUUGAUUUGGUUGACAGUUUUGACUUUUCCACUCUUUAUACGGUGUCUUCCGGAUUGAAAUUACAAGUAAAAUAGUAAUGAAAUUUUGUGGGACAACUGGGAAUAUGUUUUUGGGACAAUUGGGAAGUUUAAAUGUGGGACAAUCGGGAAUUGUUUUGAUAAUGAAUAAUUUGUGUUUAUAGUGUGUAGCAGUUAAUUACAGAUUACUAACCAUUGUAACUUAUAAAAUAUGAAAUAAACAUGAUCAAAUAAUAA
Mytilus californianus (California mussel) is the source of this 3891-nucleotide messenger RNA. RefSeq names its product isoamyl acetate-hydrolyzing esterase 1 homolog. The coding region runs from base 248 to 976 and encodes 242 amino acids. The record is from RefSeq and is a predicted model, not a curated record. Lineage: Eukaryota; Metazoa; Mollusca; Bivalvia; Mytilida; Mytilidae. The transcript is spliced from 7 exons.